Molecule: messenger RNA, 760 nt
Organism: Brassica oleracea var. oleracea
Lineage: Eukaryota; Viridiplantae; Streptophyta; Magnoliopsida; Brassicales; Brassicaceae
Product: retinoblastoma-related protein 1-like
Exons: 3
Coding region: 146-553 (135 amino acids)
Biological process (GO): regulation of transcription by RNA polymerase II; cell differentiation; negative regulation of G1/S transition of mitotic cell cycle
Cellular component (GO): chromatin; transcription regulator complex
Molecular function (GO): RNA polymerase II transcription regulatory region sequence-specific DNA binding
Source: RefSeq, a predicted model, not a curated record
UUUGAUCAUACACGUCCCUUGCCGGUUUAGAAAUUUCUGCAUCAAAGACUCUUCACGCUUUGUAAAGAAAGGUGACAAAGAUGUAGACUUGAUUGCAUCGCUUUGCAAGAUAUAUGACGCCUCAGAGGAUGAGCUGAGGGCAACAAUGGACAAGAUCAAUAAUUUGAUAGAAACAAUAUUGAAGAAGAAGCCAUCCGCAUGCCAAACUGACAAGCUAGAUAAUAUUGACACAGAUGGUCUGACAUACUUUGAGGAUUUACUGGACGAGACAUCCAUCUCAACCAGCUUGAUCACACUAGAAAAAGAUUACACUGAUGCAGUCUGUAAUAAAAGCGAACUUGAUGAGAGAGUCUUCAUCAAUGAAGAGGAUAGCUUGCUUGGAUCUGGAAGCUUAUCUGCAGGAGCUGUUAAUAUUACUGGCGUUAAGAGGAAAAUUGAUUCUUUGAGCUCACCUGCGAGGACAUUUAUAAGUCCACUCUCUCCUCAUAAGUCACCUGCCGCUAAGACGAAUAGUAUUGGCAUAAGGUUUAUCCGGUCUUCUUUCUUCGGUUAGUGACUACCUCUGGAACACUCCCUAGACUUGUUCAUCAUACUCUUGCACAAAUUCGAUUCACUAAUAACCCUUACUUUGGAAGUGCAACUGAAAGAAGAUGGAAACGAAACUGAAGAGUCGUAAACGGCGGCUAAAUGGUGACCGGAGUAGUUCCUAAAGGAAAAGGUGGUGGGGAAAGAGCUCGGUUACCCCACAUCUCAUGAAGCA